UAAUGCAUGUUAUUUCCAAUUUACCAUAAUGCCCCCGCAGUCCCAGUCCUCCUUGUGCAUGUGCACUUCUGAACUGCCCCCAACUUCAUAGGCACGCACGAGACCCACCUGAGUAUCUGUAACCGGUAACAGACACCAAGGCAAGAAGGAAGAUAGAUAGAGAGAUGGGGUGGGCAAUAGCACUCCACGGCGGUGCAGGCGACAUCCCGCUCUCUCUGCCGCAGGAGCGCCGCCUGCCUCGCGAGGCCGGCCUCCGCUACUGCCUCCACAUCGGCGUUGAAGCUCUCAAAGCCAACACCCCCACUUUAGACGUCGUUGAGCUUGUGGUUCGUGAGUUAGAGAACAUUCCACACUUUAAUGCUGGUAAAGGGUCUGUCUUGACCACCCAAGGCACAGUUGAAAUGGAAGCUUGCAUCAUGGAUGGAACCAAGAGAUGUGGAGCUGUUUCUGGGCUCACCACUGUUGUCAAUCCCAUAUCUUUAGCAAGACUGGUCAUGGAGAAAACUCCUCACAUUUAUCUUGCAUUUGAUGGAGCAGAGGCCUUUGCAAGGGGACAAGGUGUUGAGACUGUAGAUUCAAGUCAUUUCAUUACCCCAGAGAAUGUUGAGAGGCUGAAGCAGGCAAAAGAAGCCAACAGAGUGCAGAUUGAUUAUACACAACCCCUUCACAAAGAUGAGAAGAAAGAAACACCAGAAGCUGAUGGGGAUAGUAAACUUGGGACGGUUGGAUGCGUGGCUGUCGAUAGUCUCGGGAAUUUAGCUUCUGCAACUUCUACUGGCGGAUUAGUGAACAAGAUGGUUGGUCGGAUUGGGGACACACCCAUCAUUGGUGCAGGGACAUAUGCCAACAGUCUCUGUGCAGUUUCUGCCACGGGCAAAGGUGAAGCGAUAAUCCGUGGUACGGUUGCAAGGGAUGUAGCAGCUCUUAUGGAGUUCAAGGGAGUUUCUCUCAAAGAAGCUGCAGCUUAUGUUGUGGAGGAGGGCACUCCAAAAGGCACUGUAGGUUUGGUUGCUGUAUCUGCCACAGGGGAAGUGACAAUGCCUUUCAAUACUACAGGCAUGUUCCGAGCUUGCGCUACUGAGGAUGGGUAUUCAGAGAUUGGAAUAUGGCCUUCUGUGCAUAAUUGAGUUGUUGCUUCGGUGAGCUUCCAUUGUUUGAAUCCAGGACAAUUCCCAUACUUGACAUAUGGGAAAUGAUUAGCAUUUAUUGCUUUUGUGCUAUAAUGUCUAUCUAGUAUUCAAUUUUUAGUGGUUGUAUUGCUUGGACCCCUAUCUAAAUAUCUUUGUGGUAUUAACAUUUUCAACAAAGUUGACUGAAAUUGCAACAUUUUCUACUGCUA
Prunus avium (sweet cherry) is the source of this 1339-nucleotide messenger RNA. RefSeq names its product N-terminal nucleophile aminohydrolases (Ntn hydrolases) superfamily protein (gene ASPGA1). Gene Ontology annotation, molecular function: hydrolase activity. NCBI's taxonomy places the organism in Eukaryota, Viridiplantae, Streptophyta, Magnoliopsida, Rosales, Rosaceae. The record is from RefSeq and is a predicted model, not a curated record.